AUGCUUGGACUGCUGAAGAUCUUGGCCGCCGUGCUAUCGACUUGCGCCUUCAUAUCUGCAGUUGUCGCAAGCACUGCCAACGCGACGAUCAGCAUCGGCCUCACAUACGCCCUCACAAAUCCAGCCAGCUUUCCCGAAGGCCCGUAUUUGGCCAACGCGAUGCUACUUGCCAUCAAAGAAAUCAACCAGAACCCGGCUUUGCUUCCAAAUAUCACGCUGCGGCUCGUCACCAGUGACUCGGGAGAUGUCACAAGCCAAGGAAUCGUGGGUCUGCAAAGUAUGAUCGCGAAUGAAGGAAUCGUGGCAGCCAUAGGAGAGACACGCAGCGAGAUAGCUCAGUACGAGGCCAUGCUAGCUCAGCAGCAUAAGGUUCUAUUCGUCGGCAUGCAAAACUCGGCCACGGCCCUGACCAACAAGACGGUAUUCCCAAACUUUAUCGGCCUUGUUGAAUCGGACAAAUACAGCCUGGUGGUUUUCCUCAGUUACGUGGCUGCCAUGAACUGGAAAUCGAUAGCCAUCGUCCAUAGCCGCGACAGCCUUGGCGUUGGAGCCGCCGCAGAUGCCGAAGCAAUUGCAAAUGCCCUCGGACUACGGAUCGUCAUCAAUCAAGGCUUCUAUGGAAUCAACCGUGGACUCCCGAGCGACCUGAUCAUCCCGAUCGAAAAUAUCCAGCGAUCACGAGCAAAGAUCAUCAUUUUGUGCGCCAACCUUCUCAACACCGCAGACAUGUAUUUCAUGGCAUAUCUCCAUGGGCUCGUGGGUCCGUCGUAUUUCUGGGGCGGGCUCAACCUUCCACUCUAUGGACUUCGGGAUCAAACUUGGUUCAACACAAGCCCACUUGGGCCUGUCCGUGGAUAUGGAUUCAGCAGCCAGCACAUUUCCCUGGGAUCGCGGAGCACUCAGUUCACAAACACAUGGAAUUCGCUCGCACAGAGCGACCCCAACGACUACAUCCCGCUGACUUGGCGCUCGUACGAAUGGGCAAUCAGGCUCUCAUAUGAUGCCGUUUAUCUGCUUGCCAAGGCUUGGACCAAGCAAAUGCUUAGCAACCCUGGCCGGGAUCUCCCAACUCUGAUCUCGGAGGACCCUUACUAUCCCGUGAAAUAUGUGACCAAUCUCACCUUCGACGGGGCUGCCGGGAUACUGAUAUUCAACAAAAACAGCGAAAUGGCGUCCUUCCAAAGCGUCGGGAGUGCCGGCCCCCAAUUCCAGACGAUGGGGGUGUUUGCCAACGGAGUCAUCAAUACGCAAUGCAGCGGUUGCGCGUUUCUCAACAACAACGGCUCGUCAUAUAUUCCAUCCGACAUCGAAUACAUCAACACAUUCAACUACCAAUACAAUUCUACCUGUAUACCGUGUCCCCUUGGGGCGAGCUGCACCGGCGGCCGCAUAUUUGUCCUCAAAGACUAUUGGUACAACCCAAACUCAAGCAACUUGAACAGCUUCAUCAUGUACUGCGGCAGUGGCAAUCGAUGGGACUGCGACAUCACCGCCAGUGAUACGUGCAAUCCACCAUUUUAUGGGGCGCUGUGUGGAAACUGCCCCGAUGGGCGCUACGAAUGGAGCGGAACUUGUGUCGAGUGCGACGGCAGCCAAGCUGCCCGCAUGGGAUCGCUGAUCUUCUUCUUGGUGCUGAUACUUGUGGGCAUACUGUACAUCAUUCCGCCGACGAGGGAAUGCUUCUUUGUUGAACUGCUGCUGGUGUACCAAAUCGCCCUCAAGUUCAAUCUGGAGGGGAACGCCAUCGUCACCAGCAUCUUGACAGUCAUCAACCUCAACAGCGACAUCAAUCAAAGCAGUGUCCAAUGCAUCCUCCCGUUAUCGCCCUUCAUGAAAAUGGUUGCCAAUUUCUUCAUCCCGUUUUGCAUGUUCAUCUGCCAGCUCAUAUGGCUCCUGCUUGCAAGGCUGGCGAUGCAGCUAUCAAAACGGCACGUUCGUGUGCGCAUCAUACUCGAUACGCUGACGGACUGGCUCCCGCAUCUCAAAGACAAUUUUGGGGCCACCACGGUGAACACCGCGUGGACGAUUUUUCUGUUUUGCUACAACCCAGUCUAUGACACAGGCAGAUAUCGGACCAACUUUCUGUUGUUUGGGACUACCCGGCAGUGCAGGCACAUGAUCAAGCACCAGCGCAAGGGCCGAGUCGUCUCGGGAGAAGCCGUGCGACCAGAGCAUCUCGACCCUCACGUCACGCUCUACAUCUCCUAUGCGCCAGAAUACUACUGGUGGACACCCGUGGAUCUGGUCGAGAGGAUGCUCGUCAACGGCAUUCCGAUUCUUAUCCGAGGCGCUGGAGAUUAUGCGUCGAUGACGUGUUUGAUGGUCCUAUUGUGGAUGUUUCUGUUGCUGCGUGCCUUUGUCAUGCCCUACGAAUCGACCCUGGACAACUCGGUCCGAAUUGUUGGAUACACAUCCUUGGUGGCGCUCGGAGCCUUUCGGAUUCGGCCCCUGUUUCUGCUGCUGAGCUAUCAGAUCGAGAUUCCCGUGGCAUUCAAUGAAGAGUUUGUGUGCUUGCUUCUACCGGUGAUUGUCCUGCUGCCGGCCAAGCUCAUUGCCUUCCUUGCUCCGACGAUAAGGAGACGGCGGGGCAUCAAGCGUCCCAAUGCACCUGCGACGCCUUCAGAUACAAUAGCCAACUCUGAAGGGUCGUCGAGUGAGAAAAAGCUCUUGAGGGACUCGACCGCGCCGGGUGCUGAUAAGGCGUGCGAAAUCGAGACUAUCGAGAAACCCUCGAUGUGAGGCUGCUGCGAUCUCUGCCAAUGUGAGGUGCCAGCCGCCUUUGGUCAUGGAUCUUGAAUAUAUACAUGCUUCUACCGUCGUUCACGAUUUACAAGAGCAAG
Molecule: messenger RNA, 2840 nt
Organism: Polychytrium aggregatum
Lineage: Eukaryota; Fungi; Chytridiomycota; Chytridiomycetes; Polychytriales
Product: periplasmic binding protein-like I
Exons: 23
Coding region: 1-2739 (912 amino acids)
Source: RefSeq, a predicted model, not a curated record